CAAACCACGCUGUCAUCUACCUGCCGCGAGACUUUCCAAUGACCAUUGCAUGAUCUUUGUCGGGAAAUCACGCGUGCGUAAAUAAAACCGUUAGAAAAAUGGACGAAUAUCAGAGCGGAGAGGAGACUGCCUUUAUUGUUGACGAAAUUAGUGGCAUUAUUAAAGAGUCAAUAGAGGCUGCAAUUGGUGGAAAUGCAUAUCAGCCUAGCAGAGUUAGUCAGUGGACAACAAGUGUGGUGGAACUGUGUCUGAGCCAGCUCACUAAGUUGGGAAAACCCUUCAAGUAUAUUGUGACCUCUGUAAUAAUGCAAAAGAAUGGUGCUGGUUUACACACAGCUAGCUCCUGUUACUGGGAUAAUAAUGCUGAUGGAAGCUGCACUGUGAGAUGGGAGAAUAAGACUAUGUUUUGUAUAGUCAGUGUCUUUGGGCUAGGUAUCUGAAACCUAGAAGCUGCCAGAAAUCUUCGUCAAAUUUGUAACUGUGAAACGCUACUCUUACACAGUAUCCUCAGUAAACAUGAACAACAGUUGGCAUAUAUUCCUUUACUGUCCAGUGCAGUAUCUCAGUUCAGUAUUGGGUUUGGUGCAAAGUUCUAUAGAUUUGAUGUAGCAUUGGUUUAAUCUAUACUGCUAAGAAAAGUAAACAAAUAUA
Messenger RNA from Rhincodon typus (whale shark), 651 nucleotides. RefSeq names its product dynein light chain Tctex-type 1-like. Lineage: Eukaryota; Metazoa; Chordata; Chondrichthyes; Orectolobiformes; Rhincodontidae. Gene Ontology annotation, cellular component: cytoplasm; cytoplasmic dynein complex. Gene Ontology annotation, biological process: microtubule-based movement. The transcript has 5 exons. The coding region runs from base 99 to 440 and encodes 113 amino acids. The record is from RefSeq and is a predicted model, not a curated record. Gene Ontology annotation, molecular function: dynein intermediate chain binding.